AUGUUCAAAUACAAACACCAAAGCUUCUUUAUUGCUAACAUUAACAAUAAGAAACUUGGCUUCUUCUCAGCUUCCUGUGCUACAUCCAUGGUGGAACCCAUAAUCCUACCUCGACUUCAUCAAGAAACGUUCUCAAACCACAACACCCACGUGGCAGAAACGUUAAAAUUUCAAUUUUCACGUACUUUUGACCCAAAAUACUACCUCUCUACGCUACAGAACUGUGUAACUCUUUCCCAUAUCCGACAAGUUCAUGCCCAAGUGGCCGCCAAUGGAAUGCUUAGAGACCUUAUAGUUUCCAACAAGCUUCUUUAUGUAUACACUCAGCAUAGGCAUUUAACUGAUGCUUAUGCUUUGUUUGACGGGAUGAGUGAGAGAGACCCAUUUUUUUGGAGUGUUAUGGUGGGGGGGUUUUCCAAAAUCGAUGAUUAUAGGAUUUGUUUUAGGACAUUUAGGGAGUAUAUAAGAUCCGGGCAACGACCCGAUAAUUUUACUUUGCCUUUUGUGAUAAGGGCUUGUAGGGAUACAAUGGACCUCCAAAUGGGUAGAUUGAUUCAUGACAUUGUGUACAAACUAGGGUUGCAUUCGGAUCGUUUUGUGUCCGCGGCUUUGGUAGACAUGUAUGCAAAAUGUAAGGUUAUUGAUGAUGCGAAGCAGUUGUUUGAUAAAAUGCUCAAUAGGGACCUUGUGACUUGGACUGUCAUGAUUGGGGGCUAUAGUGAGUGUGGGAAUGCUAACACGGCGUUGGGUUUGUUUGAUCGGAUGAGGAACGAAGGGGUUGUACCAGAUAAGGUAGCAAUGGUGAAUGUUGUUAAUGCCUGUGCAAAGUGGGGGGCUAUGCAUAAGGCUACAUUUGUACACGAUUAUAUAUGGAGAAAUAAUUUUUCGUUGGAUGUGAUAUUGGGGACGGCCAUGAUUGAUAU
Molecule: messenger RNA, 923 nt
Organism: Ilex paraguariensis (yerba mate)
Lineage: Eukaryota; Viridiplantae; Streptophyta; Magnoliopsida; Aquifoliales; Aquifoliaceae
Source: the annotation of a GenBank genome assembly